AGCUGUCCCCUCAGCCCGGAGCCCCAGGCGGGGACCCCGGGAUCCGACGUCUCCGUGCCUCCGGGCACCUGGCUCAGCACGAGUCCCCCGGGUCGGGGCAGGGCAGGGCCGGCGGCGGCGAGCCGGAGCCCGCCCAGCGCCCAGGCCCCGCCGAGCCCUCGGAACCCACCCAUGGGGCACCAGCUUCCCGUACCCCCUCGCCCUGCUGCGCCGAGCCUGGCGCCUCGAGCUGCGCAGAGGAGGAGCACGGCACAGUGACCCGGGAGCCGCGGCAGAUUCUGGAAGGCUCGGCGGCUGGAGAGGCAAGCUGUUCCCCUCACCUCCAGGCGCUUCCAAGUAGCCCUCCGAGCAGAGCCAGAGGCCUCGCCCGCCAUUCCCAGCCCCGAGCCAUGAUGAAGACCUUGUCCAGUGGGAACUGCACGUUCAGCGUGCCCGCCAAGAACUCGUACCGCAUGGUGGUGCUGGGCGCCUCGAGGGUGGGCAAGAGCUCCAUCGUCUCGCGCUUCCUCAACGGCCGCUUCGAGGACCAGUACACGCCCACCAUCGAGGAUUUCCAUAGGAAAGUCUACAACAUCCGCGGGGACAUGUACCAGCUGGACAUCCUGGACACGUCUGGCAACCACCCCUUCCCCGCCAUGCGCAGGCUCUCCAUCCUCACAGGUGACGUCUUCAUCCUGGUAUUCAGCCUGGAUAACCGCGAGUCCUUCGACGAGGUCAAGCGCCUGCAAAAGCAGAUCCUGGAGGUCAAGUCCUGCCUGAAGAACAAGACCAAGGAGGUGGCGGAGCUGCCCAUGGUCAUCUGCGGCAACAAGAACGACCACGGUGAGCUGUGCCGCCAGGUGCCGGCCACUGAGGCCGAGCUGCUGGUGUCGGGCGACGAGAACUGCGCCUACUUCGAGGUGUCGGCCAAGAAGAACACGAACGUGGACGAGAUGUUCUUCAUGCUGUUCAGCAUGGCCAAGCUGCCCCACGAGAUGAGCCCCGCCCUGCACCGCAAGAUCUCGGUGCAGUACGGGGACGCCUUCCACCCCCGGCCCUUCUGCAUGCGGCGCGUCAAGGACACGGACGCCUACGGCAUGGUGUCGCCCUUCGCCCGCCGCCCCAGCGUCAACAGCGACCUCAAGUACAUCAAAGCCAAGGUCCUUCGGGAGGGCCAAGCCCGGGAGCGGGACAAAUGCACCAUCCAGUGAGCAGGCAGGACGUGGGGGUGGGGCGUGGGCAGUGCCUUACCGGUCGUGGCCCCAGAUGCCUGCACCCCCCCAACAGGACCCCAGUGGCAGUCGUGUUCGAAGGCCUUGGGUGCCGGACUGGAACCUCUGUACCUUCUGCCUUCUCACCACGUCCCUCUGAUUCCUCUUUUCCACGGUUCCGCGUGGUUCUAGCUCCUCCGUGUGGGGAUGGAUCUCCACAGAGCAGGUGACAAGGUUGGGAGACACUGGGACUUACGCAGGGACCCAAGUCGGAGCCUUCCUGUCCUUGGGUUGUAAGAAACGCUGGUGCCAGAGGGGCCAGGACCCCUGCCUCCAACAGAGCCUCCUGGAACAGUCACAGAAUGAAAGCAGCACCCGGAGCCUACGGGGGAGCGCUCUGGCGUGAGACCCAACUUGGGUUAGCUGGCAGCUGGCAGACUCCCCUCCCAUAUACUCUCAAUCCUGCAACUCUUACCCUCUGGCUCAGCUGUUUGUACCCCUGCCUCCCAAGUUGGCCCCCGUUGUCCCUGACAUUGAGCCAGGGGCAUCUGUGUGUGUUUGAAAAGGAUGUGGCCAUGUCUCCUGGCCCAUGUCCAGCCGGGACCAUCUUCCUUCCUCAGCCUCCUCUCCCAGGUUCCUCCCGUCUGCUGGUCAUGCUUUGUUGUUACAUCUGUUCUCAUGUUGUGUAUAGCAGUAGAAAUGGAAAUCCUUGUACUGUAAAAGCCUAGUGACCCCUCGUCGGCCUGGCCCACACCCAGUUCAGAUCCACUGCCUCCGCUGGGGACACCUUCCUCCCCUGCUCCCAUAUGGGGUUCCCAUGGCCUGUCUGCAGCUGGACACUGUCCUCCAUCCUGAGCUGUACAGUUUAUACUCACACAGGUGGGGCAGGCCACCGGGGCUGCCUCUCCUCCUGCCCCCAUUUCACAGAGGAGGUGGUUGACACUCAGAGGAGAAGGUGACAUGCCCCAGCGCUGGCCCCCAGCUAGUUCAGGACAGAGCUCUACCUAGAACCAGGCUGUCCAUGCCUUGGCUUGUUCCUGAAGCGUUCGUUGAGCACCUGCUGGGUACUGGGUCCACUGUGUGCUAGGAAACAAAGAGGGUGAGCGAUGCACUUUAUGCCCCCAAGGCCAGGGCCUUCCCCAGCCCUGGCCUCUUUCCCUUCACCUGCCUGGCCUCUGCCCACCCCUGAUGUGCUACUGCCUUCUACACAUGUAGCUGUUGGGAGGUGUGGAAGAACAGCUGGGAACCAGAGCUGAGCCCAAGAGAGGUAGGUGGAAAGGCUCCCUGUGGGUCUUUUCCUCUUGCCUGGGAUUGGGCUCUGCUGGGUGCUAGGCCCGGUGGGAUUUGAACCUGUAGACCAAAGGCUUCUGUCAUCAGCUCUUAACAAAUACAUUUUGUAUUUUGAUCUGAAAAAUAUUGACGUUUAGGGCCACAAGGAACCUUAGUGAUCAUCUAGUGAAUCUUUCCAAGGCCCAGAGAGGGUAAGUAACUUGCCCCAGGUCACACAGCAAGUCCAUGAGUGGUGGAAGCAGGGCUAGGUCUGGAUGUUCAGCACACACCAUGAUAUGACCCCUCUCGUGCUGCCUCGGCCCUUUCAGGGAUUUGAGGCAUCAUCUCCCCACUCUCUCCCUGGACCGGUCUCUGAGGGCUCCUGUAGAGUCUGUGUACAUUGUGCCCAUGUAUAUAAUGUAUACACACAUGAACACACAGAUACACCCCACCCUGGCCUCAGCUCUGCACCCCCUACACCCCGGCCCUGGCCCCUGCUGCUCACAGCAGCAGUUCUCACCCUGCUCCUGUGCUCCCUCCUGGCCCCUGCCUGAACCCUCCAAACAGACCAGGUCCCUUGGCCAGGACAGGUGUGUGGCCUGGUCUUGCCCAGUCAUGCGCCUAAUUUCCCAGAUCUCUGUGUACAUUCUCAAUUAAAGUGAGUUUGUUUGUAAGCUG
Messenger RNA from Rhinolophus ferrumequinum (greater horseshoe bat), 3137 nucleotides. It is a transcript of the gene RASD2, whose product is annotated as RASD family member 2. Bases 390 to 1190 code for a protein of 266 amino acids. NCBI's taxonomy places the organism in Eukaryota, Metazoa, Chordata, Mammalia, Chiroptera, Rhinolophidae. The record is from RefSeq and is a predicted model, not a curated record. The transcript is spliced from 3 exons. Gene Ontology annotation, molecular function: GTPase activity; GTP binding.